AUGUGCAACUAUGGUGAAAUUGAUACGGAAAAUGAAUUAAUUCAAAUUGAUAAUGUGCCUAAUUUUGUUCGUAUUAAAUGGAAUAAUAUGAAAUUAGCUUCGUUAGCACAUGGUGAAUGUGAAACAGUUGAUUGUGUUGAUGGAUAUGAAAUGAAAUCAGUAUUAUGUGGUUUGUUUAAUCGUAUGUAUGAAAACUCUUGUCACAUAUCACCGGACUCAGCUAGUGUAGCAUUUAAAAUGAAUGUCACAGAGUCUUUCCUUAAAACUAUUCCGAAGAGUUUUGAAAAUGCUAUACAAACAAUCGUUCAUAACAACACUUAUAAUACAAAUUACAAAG
Molecule: messenger RNA, 337 nt
Organism: Didymodactylos carnosus
Lineage: Eukaryota; Metazoa; Rotifera; Eurotatoria; Philodinida; Philodinidae
Source: the annotation of a GenBank genome assembly